UUCAGACUCUUGGCCUGCUCCCUGGCUGUCCUCCUAACCAGUUCUCUCCUCCAGGGCCCAGAGGCAGGAAGGCUGAGCUGCUGGAAGCAAGCAUGGAGCCAGGCAGGAAGAGGCUCUCGUCUGCUUCAUCGGAUGGAGACAGGAGAGAAGAAAAUAAAUUAAAACGAGGAAUUUCCCAAGAUUUGGCUUCUUCUCCCAAAUUGGACAGAUAUAAAAUAGCAAGACAAUUAACAGAAAAGGCAAUCAAGGAAAAGAAGAUCUUCUCUAUCUACGGACACUACCCUGUGAUCCGGGCGGCUCUGCGCAGGAAGGGCUGGGUAGAGAAGAAGUUCUACUUUGUGCCCAAGGUCGUCCAGAAUGCCGAGGACAUGGGGGAAGGGUCUGCUGCAAGUAAAUGUGCUGAAGUCAAAGAAAAUCAAGAAAUGGCUUUGGAGAAAAUAGACAACAUCCAUGAUGUGAUGUCUAGGUUGGUAAAAAAUGAAAUGCCGUACUUCCUCUGGACCAUUAAGAGGGACGUGGUUGACUACCAUAGCCUGGCCUGCGACCAGAUGCUGAACCACUAUGGAAAGACGGCGGCCUUCACCACCAAGAUUGGGCUGUGCGUGAACAUGCGGAGCCUGCCCUGGUACGUCCAGGCGAACCCUGACUCCUUCUUCCCACGCUGCUACAGCCUCUGCACCGAGACCGAGACACAGGAGUUCCUGGAUGACUUCCGGCGCACUAUGGCGUCCAGCAUCCUAAAGUGGGUGGUCAGCCACCAGAACUGCAACAGGAGCAAACCCAAGAACAAGAGGGUAGAGACCUGGAGCAGUGACCCCAGCAACAAGAAAGACCCCGAGAACGUUGACUCAAAGCUCAGGGGCCUCUCAGGGCAGCUUGUGGACACAGCGUGCAAGGUGUGCCUGGCCUACCUGGGGCAGCUGGAGCACGAGGACAUCGACAGGCCGGAGGACACCACUGAGGCCCUCACUGAGGAUGAGUGGAAGGACCUGACCCAGCAGUACUACUCUCUCGUUCACGGCGAUGCUUUCAUCUCCAAUUCAAGAAAUUACUUUUCGCAGUGCCAGGCUCUGCUGAACAAAAUCACAUCUGUGAACCCUCAGAUGGAGAUUGACGGGCUGCGGAACAUCUGGAUCAUAAAGCCUGCGGCCAAGUCCCGGGGCCGAGACAUAGUGUGCAUGGAUCGCGUCGAGGAGAUCCUGGAUCUGGUGGCCACAGACCAGCCUCCUGCCAAGGACAAGUGGGUGGUCCAGAAGUACAUUGAGACCCCAAUGCUCAUCUAUGACACCAAGUUCGAUAUCAGGCAGUGGUUCCUCAUCACAGACUGGAACCCGCUGACCAUCUGGUUCUACAAGGAGAGCUACCUACGGUUCUCCACACAGCGUUUCUCCCUGGACAACCUGGACAGUGCCAUCCACCUGUGCAACAACUCCAUCCAGAAGCACCUCAAGAAUGACAAGGCGCGCAGCCCGCUGCUGCCGGGCCACAACAUGUGGACGAGCUCGCGCUUUCAGGAGUACCUGCAGAAGAGGGGCCGUGGGGCCAUGUGGGGCAGCGUCAUCUACCCGGCCAUGAAGAGGGCCAUCACCCACGCCAUGCGCGUGGCCCAGGACCAUGUGGAGGCCCGCAAGAACAGCUUCGAGCUCUAUGGCGCCGACUUCAUCCUCGGCAGAGACUUCAAGCCCUGGCUGAUAGAGAUCAACUCCAGCCCCACCAUGCACCCCUCCACGCCAGUCACUGCGCAGCUGUGCGCCCAAGUGCAAGAGGACACCAUCAAGGUGGUGGUGGACCGCAAGCUGGACCGCAACUGUGACACCGGCAACUUCGAGCUCCUGUGGAGACAGCCUGCCGUGGAGCUGCCACCGUUUAGCGGGUCCGACCUCUGCGUGGAAGGCGUGGGUGUGAGGAGGGCCAGGCGGCCGGUGCUGCCCGUCUCCAACUUCAGUUUCUCAGCGCCAUUCUCGGACAUUCAGACACGGACAGCGCAGUGCACCUUGGCCACACUGGACACCACCCGCGGACCCCAGCGAGCGGUUCCCCUGCAAGACUUGAGGCUGAAGGACCAAAAGGUCCCUCCCUGCACGUUGCCUGCGCCCUUGCAGAGGCCAGCGCCGAGGAGCCGUGUGGUGAAGACAGGUCAGGCUGGGCCUGCCGGGUCAGCAGAGCUGGCCACUACUGACUGUCAGCGCGUAGCCUCGGAGGCCCCAAAAGCCAGUCUUACAAAGGUCCCCGCUGCCAACCCGGACACUCCCAUGCCGAGCACGCAGCCCCCAACGUUGGGGGAGCAGAGCACAGUGGUCACACAGGGGAUCCCACUGCAGCAACUGCCAGGCUCAGGGCUGCCCAGGCCCCGCCGAGCGCCGUGCCUGGUGUGCCACAGCUCGCUGCCGCCGGUCGGGCCCUGCAAGCGCUGCCGCUCCUUCUGCGCUGCGGUCCUGCACGGCGCCUCCUUCGUGCCGCUCGGCGGCGAGCGGGGCGGCAGCCCGUGGACCCCCUGACGCGAGGACCCGCGCGGGACGAGGACGAGGACCCAGACGAGGCGUGCCUAGGCCCCUGCGGCCCUCGGGCCUGGCUUGUUUGUUUGGAGACCUGCACAUAGAUGAGGGACCUUGUAUACAAAGCUAUUUUAGAGAAAUUGUGCAAUUUCACCAUGGUAUUUCUUACCGAGCGCCGCCCUCUCCUGGUGCCUGCACGCACUUCCUGGUCCUGUCGUCUUACACCCACGAACCCCAGCCCAAUCCCACGCUCCCCAACCCCCCCAACGCCCCAACCGCUGCCCUGGCUGCAGGAUGGGAGAGGAUGAGACCUGGCAUCCAGGACGCUCCCUCCUGGCGGGAAGGUGCCCCUCUCUGUCUCCAGCAGAGGUCCCAGACAGGUCACUCUUCAUUUAUUCACUCAUUUAUUCAACAAAAGUCUCGCUGUGCUGCUCCAGGUUCUCUGCACCCACGUGUUUCCUUCCAACCUGGUGUUGUGUGGUGGGAGUGAGGGGUGUCCACCCCAGGUUGUGCCCUUUGGAUCCGAUUGAAGUUGGGCUUCUGGGCCCCUUGGUGGUCAGUGGGCCAUGUGGGAGACCCAAGCAUGGAGAGAUACCCCAAGGCCUCCUUGGGCUCAGGCUGCGGUGCUCCCAGUUGCUGGAGCCUGCACAGGACAAGGGGGGCUCCCGAGGAGUCCCCAGGGCCAGGUCUUCGUGGACAUUGGGAGGGUUCAGAUCCUCCAGCCCUCAGAGACAGCCAGUACCCCCUUUGGCCUCAGACUAGACAGGGUGGCAAGGGGCAGGAGUGAGGGGCCCAGCUCCACCGUCUUUCCCUAGGCCUGAGACCAGCACCAGCCCCUGUGUGUUUCCUGUGGCCACUUCAUUAUGGUACUGGCAUAGCAUGUUUGAUGUGACAGGUGUGUCACCUGGUGGGUGGGCCUGACUUGGAAAGGCCACAAAGAGGGGCUCAGAGUGUGAGUGGGCCCACUAGGUGUCAUUCUUCUCACCACUCCUUGUGGGCCAUGCCCAUGACCUCUGCCACAGGCACAGCAGUCCCCACUUGCCAUUUGUCAAUAGGAGGGUACUUUGUGGCACUUGCCAGAGGCCUCAAGUUCAGGCUGGUGGAGUGAGGUGAAGGUGCCCAUCUCAGGGCCUGGCCAGCCUGGGACCAUGGGAUGACCAGAGCCUGGCCUUCCUGGGCCACCCCCAAGCAUCCGAGCCUGCUGUACUGUCUGGUGUGGAGGCUGGCAUUGGGUGCUUGUUCUCCAGGGCCCUGGGGCCACAGGCACACCACUCACUGACAGGUUAGGUAGGGUGCCCAGUGCCCAGCAGUGACCGCAGGCACUCUAGAUCAGGUGGGGCAGGCUGGAGGUGCUGGCCCAGCUGGGAGGGAGACUGGGCAGCUACUCUGGCAUCUGGGUGGGGUGACGGAUGGCUCCACAGUCAUGGACAACCCGUGAGUUCCUGCUUUGUUUCAUGCCCUGGGGCUGAUGCCCCAUCCACAUGCUUCCCAGGCCUGUGUCCUCCCCUACCUAGGGGUAAUGCUGCCCUGCACACUUGGGAUUCUCUGUGGGGGUUCCCCGCCCAGGCCCUGCACACCCCAUGGGCCCCAGCUCUCCAGCCAGACACCCCAUUCCCUGCCUCUCAGCAUGGAAGUGUCCCCCACCACCAGAGGCAGGUGCAGGGAGCUCGUGCACUGCUUAGCUGCAGCAGGGCGAGGGCUAGACAUGAGACUCUGGGCCUGUCCUGGAGGGAAGGGCCUGAGGCACCCCCCAGAGCACAACCUGGCUCUCUUCUGCUGCCCUGUAUGAGGCUGGCAGAGGCAGGAGGCAAACAGUGCUGCAUGAGAAGCUUCAGAUAAGAAAAGGAGCGUGGAAUGAUUCCCUGAGCAGCAGUUGGGCCCAGGUUAGUCCGUGGGCACUGCCUGGACUGGGGAGGGAGCCCUGAGGACUUGGGGUAGAGCCUCAGGUCCCAGGAAGGAGCUGUCCCUCAGGGGUUGGGGUGAAGCCAGCGGGUGAGAUGUCCAGGACAUUUCCUCUUCUCUCCGUGAGCCCAGUCAAGCUCAACCGGGCAAUUGGCUACUGUCCCC
This is a messenger RNA of Nycticebus coucang (slow loris), 4562 nucleotides long. It is a transcript of the gene TTLL8, whose product is annotated as tubulin tyrosine ligase like 8. The transcript has 13 exons. The record is from RefSeq and is a predicted model, not a curated record. Gene Ontology annotation, biological process: cilium movement; cilium assembly; protein polyglycylation. Lineage: Eukaryota; Metazoa; Chordata; Mammalia; Primates; Lorisidae. Gene Ontology annotation, molecular function: protein-glycine ligase activity, initiating. The coding region runs from base 93 to 2498 and encodes 801 amino acids. Gene Ontology annotation, cellular component: cilium.